AUCAAGGUUUCUUUCUCUCCUUUUCUCUGUGUGUUUACAACCUUGACAGCCUCAUGUCACUGUCUCCUUAAAAAAAGAACAAGCUGAAAUGAGUUCACACUCGCAGGCAGGCACAGACACAGACUGCACAGUAUGGCCUAUCGUGUGCGAAUGUGGAGCUCCCUCCGUUCAAGUUCGGUUCUCAUGUGCCACCCGGGAGCCACAAGGAUGCAUCCGAGGACUCUUCACACACUUUCUAAACACUGCAGUCAAUCCCAGCAACAUGGCUCCUCAGGCUCUAAAGUGUUAGUUCACUUUGUAAAUCAGUCUGGAAUGAAAAGCAGCGUCUUUGUCACGGAGGGAGAGAGUCUUCUAGAUGCUGUCAUCAAGAAAAAUCUUGACAUCAGUGGAUUUGGAGCAUGUGAAGGUACUCUGGCUUGUUCCACGUGUCAUUUGAUAUUUGAGGAAAGCGUGUAUGACAAAUUGGAGCCAACGGUGGAUGAAGAGAUUGACAUGCUGGAUUUGGCUUACGGACUCACAAAGACAUCCCGUUUGGGGUGUCAGGUGAUUGUGGACCGCUGGAUGGAUGGAAUGACCGUUCGUGUUCCUCAAGAGAUCAAAGAUCAACGUGCAAAACAGGAAGCAAAGGGCAUCAAAUGAUACAAGAUGACAGAUAUGCAUAAUUGUUGUCACUUAAUGUAUAAAGUUUAAUUAGUUUAGUCUCUCUAUUGGUUCUCAAACUUUUUGGCAUGCGGCCCCCCUUGUGUAAGAUGCAUCCCUUCCAAAGAAAAUACAUGACAUAAAAUUUGAAUUAAACAAAACAUAUUUUUGUUUAGUAGCCUUAUUUUCUCUGAGCUUUAAUUACAUAGAAUUUAUGAUAAAUUAAUAUAUAUAUAUAUAUUUUUAAUCUUUUUUUAAUCUUCGCAUGGCCCCUAGUUUGAGAACCACUGCUCUAUAUGACAGUAUAUAAAAAUGUGACCUUGCCUGCAAAUUCUAAUUAUGAUCUAAUUAUGAGAUUAGGAGCAUCUCAGUUUGAUUUUACUCAGUGACUUCACACUGAUUACCAAAAUUUGACAUGUUCUUAGUAAAUAUUUAAGAUAUCAAGGUUAUAUUUUCACAGAAUGUUCUUUACAUUAUCUCUUAAUCACAAAGACAUGAUUUUAGCUGGGUUUUCACAGACUGGGUCAUAAAUGUUUCUUUACAGCCACAAUAUAACAAACUCAAUUUAACCCACAUACACAUACAAUAUUCAGAAAGAGCCAACAGAUUCAAUCCCACCUGCAUAUUUGGGAAUUGUGACCCACAUGAAUGUGUAUGUAACAACAUCUAGGAUUACACCAUUAGAUCAAUAUUGGAUAUAGCUUGGUGCUAGUGAGCCAAAGGUCUUGCAUUUAAAACCCCAUAGGUGGUCAACUUGAGAACUGCUAUAUAUUGAUUUCUUUCAGACUAUUUUUUCUUCUUCUGACAAUAGUCUAGCUACAUUUAAUGGAGAAUUUCACGUUUCUCAGAAUAAAACCAAUCCUUAAAUAACUUUUUAGUUUACACUUUA
Paramisgurnus dabryanus is the source of this 1528-nucleotide messenger RNA. It is a transcript of the gene fdx1b, whose product is annotated as ferredoxin 1b. The record is from RefSeq and is a predicted model, not a curated record. Gene Ontology annotation, molecular function: electron transfer activity; 2 iron, 2 sulfur cluster binding. Gene Ontology annotation, biological process: P450-containing electron transport chain. Gene Ontology annotation, cellular component: mitochondrion. Lineage: Eukaryota; Metazoa; Chordata; Actinopteri; Cypriniformes; Cobitidae.